UUGCACAUUAGCCUUUUAUUAUAUAGGAUUAUCUCACCGUUAGGAGGCACAUGCCUUUGUUACUUUGUUUUUCAGAUGAGAAAACCAAGGACCCCAGAGGCUGGUGACUUGCUGAAGACCACACAGCCAAUAAACGGCAGAAGUAGGACUGGAACUUGGUCUGUCCAGCCCCGGAGUCUGUGUUUGUGCUGCUGCGUCCCAGGACCACUCCUACCUGUGGCCCAGCUCAGGCUACACUGCCUCGGCUCUUGAAAUCAGUGAAUCCAGGGGCACCCACUCAAUCUAAAGCAGUUUCUUGCCUAAAAACUAGAGAGUGGAACACUGUGUUAGUGCUGGCAGCAGUAGCUGCAGUGCCUGGCAUUUCCCUCCUGCUCCUCCCCAGGGCUGCUCAGUGAUCCCUGGUGAAAUAAAUAAGCCUGUCUUAUUAUGUCAUAGGUUACUUCCAACCUCAUAAUAGCACAGCUUGCUGGGUGCUCAGCACCGCUGUGGGGACCCAUUUCUGCUCAGUUAUUUCCUCUCCACGCAAGGGUAGACAUGUGGCCCACAGGAUGGAUACUGACUACCUGAAGAGGUGCUUUGGGAACUGCCUUGCCCAGGCACUGGCAGAGGUGGCGAAGGCUCGGCCCAGCGACCCCAUAGAGUACCUGGCUCACUGGCUUCUUCACUACGGGAAAAUCACUAAAGCACGGGAAGAGGGCAGGCAGAAGAAGAUCCAGCUGAAGGAGGAAUAUGAGAAUAGCCUCAAGGAAACCCAAAUGACAGAAAUGCUGAAGCAAGAGGAGUAUCAGAUUCAACAGGAGCAUGAAAAGUGUCACCAGCCACUGGUGUCUGCAGCUAUUUCCACAAAGGAGACCAUAUUCAUGCAGGAG
This is a messenger RNA of Myotis davidii, 869 nucleotides long. RefSeq names its product DPY30 domain containing 2 (gene DYDC2). The record is from RefSeq and is a predicted model, not a curated record. Gene Ontology annotation, cellular component: Set1C/COMPASS complex. The transcript is spliced from 4 exons. NCBI's taxonomy places the organism in Eukaryota, Metazoa, Chordata, Mammalia, Chiroptera, Vespertilionidae. The annotation marks the transcript as partial.